Molecule: messenger RNA, 315 nt
Organism: Phragmites australis (common reed)
Lineage: Eukaryota; Viridiplantae; Streptophyta; Magnoliopsida; Poales; Poaceae
Product: pEARLI1-like lipid transfer protein 1
Exons: 2
Coding region: 1-315 (104 amino acids)
Source: RefSeq, a predicted model, not a curated record
AUGGCCGAAUCGAUCGGGUUACCAGUUGUCCCCUCGCGCCAAAAUUGUGGCGCUAUUAUUCAAUUCUCGAUCGGGAAGCUGGAGGUGUGCGCGAACGUGCUGAACCUGCUGAAGCUCAAGAUCGGCGUGCCGCACGACGAGCAGUGCUGCCAGCUGCUGCAGGGGCUCGUCGACCUCGACGCCGCCGUCUGCCUCUGCCUCGCCAUCAGGGUCAACAUCCUCGGCAUCGUCCUCAACCUGCCCCUCGACCUCACCCUGCUCCUCAACUACUGCCACAUAGACCGCGUCGCCGGCUUCACCUGCAUGCCCAAUUGA